Messenger RNA from Populus euphratica (Euphrates poplar), 1677 nucleotides. RefSeq names its product bystin-like. The record is from RefSeq and is a predicted model, not a curated record. The transcript has 12 exons. Lineage: Eukaryota; Viridiplantae; Streptophyta; Magnoliopsida; Malpighiales; Salicaceae. The coding region runs from base 116 to 1453 and encodes 445 amino acids. Gene Ontology annotation, cellular component: nucleolus; preribosome, small subunit precursor; cytoplasm. Gene Ontology annotation, molecular function: snoRNA binding. Gene Ontology annotation, biological process: rRNA processing.
AAGACAUAGCUUAACCUAAAACCUCGGAGCACAAGGGUUUAACUUCGCAUCACCAAGCAGAAGUCUCUCUGAGAAGAAGUUUUAUCUGCAGAACAACCCACUCUAUCUUCCAUCAAUGGCGAAGAAAAGAGAGAGGCACCAAAACCCGGAGCCUUUCCUCAAGGAGGAUACAGACUCUAUUGCUUCCACAAAGACACGAACCAAAGCAUCAAAACACCACCAGAAACAACAAAAAAUGAUAUCGUCGGGGAUGAGCUCGAAAAUCUUGAAAGUGGCGUUGAUCCAACAGAAGGAGAUUCAAGCUGAGGAAGCGGAAGAGAGGAACCCUAAUUUUAAUGCUUUGGAGGAAGAAUUACCUGAGCGUGAGGAAGAGCAAUAUGCUGAGGAUGAAAUUGACGAUUUUAGUGGUUUUUCCGAGACUCAAAGCCAAUUUAAUGAUUAUCCUGAGGAGAUUGAUGAGAACGAUGAGAAAUUGCUGGAGGCAUUCUUGUCGAAGGAUGCUGGUCCACAACAAACACUUACCGACCUUAUCAUUGACAAAAUAAAAAAGAGGGAUGCUCAUGUUUCUUCAGAGACACAGCCUAUGCCUAAGCUGGACCAGUCUCUCAUAGAUUUGUACAAGGGAGUUGGCGAGUAUCUUAGUAAAUACACAGCUGGAAAGAUACCUAAAGCUUUUAAACACAUCCCUUGUAUGCAACUUUGGGAGGAUGUCUUGUACCUGACCGAACCUCAAAAAUGGUCACCAGCUGCAAUGUAUCAAGCCACAAGAAUCUUCUCUUCGAAUUUGGGUGCUAAGAAGGCUGAGCGCUUCUAUAGGCUUGUCUUACUUCCUAGAGUGAGAGAUGAUAUUAGGAUGAAUAAGAGGCUGCAUUUCAGUCUGUAUCAAGCUUUAAAAAAGUCUCUAUAUAAACCAGCUGCAUUCAACAAGGGAAUAUUGCUUCCAUUGUGUAAGUCAGGGACCUGCAAUCUUAGGGAAGCUGUUAUUGUUGGAAGUAUUAUUCAGAAGGUCUCCAUUCCUAUGCUUCAUUCAUGUGUUACACUGUUGAAACUUUCAGAAAUGGAUUAUUGCGGCACAACAAGUUAUUUUAUCAAGCUUCUAUUGGACAAGAAAUAUGCCUUGCCAUAUCGUGUACUUGAUGCAGUUGUUGCUCAUUUCAUGAGAUUUCUUGAGGAUACAAGAAUAAUGCCUGUAAUUUGGCAUCAAUCACUUCUUUCAUUUGUGCAAAGGUAUAAGAAUGAACUGCAGAAGGAAGAUAAAGAUAACCUUAGAAGACUAGUUCUAAGGCAAAAGCAUAAACUAGUAUCUCCAGAAAUAAUCAGAGAGCUAGACAAUAGCCGCAAUCGUGGAGAGAAGGAUGAUCCCAUGUCAAUAAUAUCUCCUGUUUCGGUGAUAAAUAAAACAAUUGAGGAAGACAGGUUUGAUAUUCCAGAAGUACCUAUGGAGGAGGACUGAAUGCUUAGCCUUGGUUCCAAAGAUUUUAUAAUGAAGCGAUAUGCAUGGAUGUUUGCAUGUUUUUUGGGUGAAUUCAUAUAUUUUUUUUGUUAAAUUCAAUUAAUUAGAUAUCAAGAGCCAGUAGAAUUUCGGAUAUAGCAAAAUAGUUUUGGAUCUUUCACUCCUGUAUAAUCCUUUUUUUUAUUAACCAGAUUCCUAUGUGAUGUUUAUUUACGUUUUGAUUU